AUGGUUCAAUUGAAAAGAAAGUUUGAUAAUGAUAGAAAUGUAAAACGUGGUAGAGAAGAAUUAAGGAGGGUGACCAGAACUGCUUCAAGAAAACAUAUUCAUAAACAAAAAGAUGAAGAAACUGACAAAAAUGAUGAAAAAUUGAUAGAAGAAGAAAAGCUAGUUAAUAAUCGACAUGAAUUAGAUGAUGAAGAUGAAGAUGAUGAUGAAAAAAGUAAAGCAUAUUCAGCAUUGUUAACAUUAUUGAAAACUGAUCAUACAGAAAAGAAAACAAAAGAUUCGUCAAAAGAAAUACAUGAGGAAAAUGAAGAAGAUGAUAAUGUCGCAGGUAUAAAUAUGGAACAAGAACAAGACGAGGAAGAAGAAGAAGAAGAAGUAGAAAUUUCAGAUGAUGAGGAUUCACCUGUUGGUUUAGCUUUUGAUCCAUUUGAAGUACAUUUUAACCAACCAUCAGAAGAAUAUUUAUCAAAACAAGAAAAGAGUCGAGAAAAAUGGAAGAUAAUGGAUAAAAAAUUGUAUGAAGAUUUAAAUUUAUCAACAUUAACUCAAGCACUGUCUGAAAUAUUACAACCUCCUUUAUUAAAUAAAUCUAAAAUUGAAGAUUAUGGGAUUAAAAAACGAGUAUUGGAUGCAUUCACAAAACAUUAUCCAAAUUUGUCUCAAUUAGAUAAAAUUUUAUUAAAUCCACUAAUAAACUACCAGGAUAUAAACUAUCAAUACAAAUCAUUCAAAAACAUUUCAUAUAGAAAAUUAUACUUGAUGCACGUUUUGAACCAUGUUUAUAAAACUAGAGAUCGUAUAUUGAAAAACACAGCUAAAUUGCAUUCAAACCCAGAUUCAAAUGAAGAAUUCAAGGAUCAGGGCUUUACUAGACCUAAAAUAUUAAUUUUAUUACCUACAAGAGAAUCAUGUUUUGAAACAGUUGAAGAACUUAUUAAAAUUUCAGGAACUAAUCAGCAAGAAAAUAAAAAGAAAUUUACAUCCCAAUUUCAUGUUAAAGAUUCACCAAGAUCAAAUAAGCCCGAUGAUUUUAAAGAUGCAUUUAAAGGUAAUAAUAAUGACUUUUUUUGUAUUGGUUUAAAAUUUACUAGAAAAUCUUUAAAAUUAUAUUCAUCAUUUUAUUCUUCAGAUAUUAUUAUAGCUUCACCGAUUGGUUUAUCCAUGAUUUUAGAGAAUCCAGAUAAAAAGAAACGACAGUAUGAUUUCUUAUCAUCUAUUGAAAUUUUGAUAGUUGAUAAAUCAAAUCAAAUUGAAAUGCAAAAUUGGGAUCAUAUAAAUACAGUGAUGAAAUAUAUUAAUAAAAUCCCCAAAGACUUUCAUGAUGCAGAUUUUUCAAGAAUUAGAAUGUGGUCCAUUAAUGAUCAAGCAAAAUAUUUACGUCAAAAUUUAAUAUUUUGUGAAUAUUUAACGCCAAAUAUAAAUAAUUUAAUAUCAUCCAAAUCUUUUAAUUUAUCAGGAAAAGUUAAAGUUAAACCAAUUAUAAACCCAGAAUCAAGUAUAAUGAAUUCAAUAGGGUUGAAAAUAAAACAAAUUUUUCAAAGAUUCGAUACAUCAAAUACACCAAUUAAUGAUUCAGAAACAAGAUUCAAAUUUUUUAUUAAUUCAAUAGUUCCAAACAUUUUUAAAAAUUGUUCUUAUGAAGAUGGAAUUAUGAUUUUUAUACCUUCAUAUUUCGAUUAUUUAAGAGUUAAGAAUUUUUUAAAGACUUCAACAAAAUUAAAUUUUGGUUCAAUUGAUGAGUAUAGUUCACAAUCUAAGUUGUCAAAAAUGAGACAUGAGUUUGCAACAGGUAAAAUAAAAAUAUUAUUAUAUACUGAAAGAUUACAUUAUUUUAGAAGAUAUGAAAUAAAUGGUGUUAAAUCUUUGAUAAUGUAUCAAUUACCACAAAAUCCAAUUUUUUAUAAAGAAUUAAUUAGAUUUAUUGGUAAACUGAUUUUUAAAGAGGAAUGUGAUUUAAAUUUAGCAAUCACUAAAAUCUUGUUUUCUAAAUGGGAUGCUGUCACAUUAGAAAGAAUUGUAGGUAAUGAACGUGCUCCAAUUUUAUGUAAUUCAGUAAAUGACUUAUAUGAGUUUAAAUAG
Messenger RNA from Insectozyma verbasci, 2079 nucleotides. The record is from the annotation of a GenBank genome assembly. NCBI's taxonomy places the organism in Eukaryota, Fungi, Ascomycota, Pichiomycetes, Serinales, Debaryomycetaceae.